This is a messenger RNA of Fusarium verticillioides 7600, 5736 nucleotides long. Its product is annotated as 3'(2'),5'-bisphosphate nucleotidase. Gene Ontology annotation, biological process: phosphatidylinositol phosphate biosynthetic process; sulfate assimilation. Lineage: Eukaryota; Fungi; Ascomycota; Sordariomycetes; Hypocreales; Nectriaceae. Gene Ontology annotation, molecular function: 3'(2'),5'-bisphosphate nucleotidase activity. The coding region runs from base 464 to 1690 and encodes 408 amino acids. The record is from RefSeq and is a predicted model, not a curated record. The transcript is spliced from 2 exons.
UGUACCUUGCCAACAGAACCUCCGUUAUGGAUGCAUAUAAUGAUAAAUCUAACUUGAGUUUUCCGUUUAACAUAUUUCGGGUUCUUUUGAGUUGAAUAGUAAUCUAAUUGACGCAUUCGAGCUGUAUUCAGAUUACACAAUAACUGAAACAACACUUUCAAACGUCGCAGCUUACAUACUCAGUUCUCAGACUUCGCAACAGCCCAUCCCACUUCUGUUCUCUUCCUCUUCGUUUCUCAUAUCAAUCAAUCAUUCAUUCAUUCAUUCAACCCGCAUCCCACGUUACUUAGACCCAAUUGCCUUCGUCUAGAGCCCGACGACCCGCCCGACGACCCGAAAGAGACCAACCAGUGUCUGCUCUAAGCUCUAACACCACCAUAAAAAACACAAGGACAAUUGCGCCAUCCCACGUUACUUAGUACCUAGCUACCUUAUUAGCCUACAUUUCAUUGCGUUGCCUUGUAUGCCCACUGCUACUCCAAAGUUCUUCUUCUCUAGAUCCUUUAUUCUUUUCUUAUUGACUCUCAUCCUGGCUAUCCUUGUUUCGCCAGCCUUCAUUCCCCGUCUCCGCCAACUCUCUUCCCACCUUAUCCUUCUCCAACGACCGCUCACAACCAUGGCUUCUCCAUCUUACGCCUCAGAGCUUCAGAUCGCCCAAUUGGCCGUUCAGCGUGCUACGAUUCUCACCAAGCGCGUCUUCCACGAAAAGGCAAAGGGAACUGUUGAUAAGAAUGACAAGAGCCCUGUCACCAUUGGCGACUUUGGCGCCCAGGCCCUCAUCAUCGCCGCUCUCCGCCACAACUUCCCUGACGACGCUAUCGUCGCCGAGGAGGAAGCUGCGCAGCUCCGUGACGAUGCAAACCUGAAGCAGACUAUCUGGGAGCUCGUCAGCUCUACAAAGCUCGACGAUGAAGAUGCUGAGAAGCAACUUGGUGGCCCUAUCAAGGAUGUUGACGAUAUGUUGGAAUUGAUCGAUAGAGGUGGCAGCCAGGGUGGUUCCAGCGGUCGUAUAUGGGCAAUCGAUCCCAUUGACGGUACAAAGGGCUUCCUCCGUGGUGGCCAAUACGCUGUCUGCCUUGGUCUCAUGGUUGACGGUGACGUCAAGGUCGGUGUCCUUGGCUGCCCUAACCUCCCAGUUGACGACUCAGCCCGUCUUACCUCCGACAUUGGCUCCAAUGCCACCGAUGAGGGUCGUGGUGUUGUUUUCUCUGCUGUGCAGGGCCAUGGCGCGAACAGCCGACCUCUUACUUCUGGCGCUCUUGCUGCCGAAAAGCCUAUUUCCAUGCGAAGCAUUGAUGAUCUCUCCAAGGCUACCUUCUGCGAGAGUGUUGAGGCUGGCCACUCAGCGCACGACGACCAGGCCCUUAUCUCGAAGAAGCUCGGUAUUACCCAGGAGAGUGUCCGCAUGGACAGUCAGGCUAAGUAUGGCUCUAUUGCCCGCGGUGCUGGCGACAUCUACCUCCGUCUGCCUGUCAAAGCCACAUAUCAGGAGAAGAUCUGGGAUCACGCUGCCGGCGACCUCAUUGUUCGUGAGGCUGGCGGCCAAGUAACUGACAUUCACGGAAAGCGUCUCGACUUCAGCGUAGGACGCACUCUGGCCAACAACAAGGGCGUUAUUGCCGCUCCUGCUGCUGUUCACGGCAAGGUUCUCGAAGCUGUCCAGGAGGUUCUGAGCGCCAAGCAGUCAUAAGGGAAAAUGAGUAGGAAGACAAACGGGCAUGACUUGAAUGAAAGCGAGAAUUGCAAAAAAAUGUAGUUUUGUAUAUGCCUCGUCAAAUAGUACACGAAAAUCUGUACAUGAUACUAGAAUACACACGCCAGCUGCGUCUAAUAGGCCAAGCCGCCAAGUUGGCCAGUAUAAAUUGCGACAUAUCAACUCUCUAUUUGAUCUUCUUCUGCUUCAGUUUGAUCGUCUGGUCGUUAAUAAACACGCCUUUGCCCUUGUAAGGCUCCGGAGGACGCCACAUGCGAACUCGUCCAGCAAACGACAUGAUAGUCUCCCGGUCAAUUCCCUCAAUCAGGAUACGUGUAGGCGCAGGAGUCGUUACGGUCACGCCGCGAGGGAUUCCCUCCUCGACAGGAUGAGUAAACCCGAGCUUGAGGCACAGGAAGCGCUGCCCAGGGAAUUCCUCUUUAGCACCUCGCUCUUCGACACUCGCUCUGUAACCGACACCGACAAGACGGAGAAUGGCCGUGUGCCCUUCCGAGACACCCAUGAUAUAGUUCCUUAGGUAAGACCAUGUUGUUCCUAUCCAAUUGUCAGUCCCAAUGCCAUCAAGCGUGACAAUAACUUGUGAACAUACCCCACAUGGCUUUUUGGUCCUUGGCGUCAGUGUCCUGGACAUUCAACGAUACCACCUUGGCCUCGGGAUCUUGCGUCACCUGCACAUAAUCCGGAACUUCGAGCUCAAGCUCUCCUAACAUCCAGUCAGCAAUUUUUCCCCCUCGUUGCUAGGUGCCGUUCUCUCAUACCUAAAGGUCCCUUUACAGUGAUGGUUUUCUUGUACACCUUCUUGUAUGAUGUCAAGUCCUUGUUCGCCACCGGCUUGCCAACAGAUAGCUCUACACCAGGAGGGAUCGAUAGAGGGGUUCUUCCCAGCUUGGAUGGUCGCUUCGAGGUCGUGGAGAAGAGGGCAGUGGAGGCUCGGGAAGAUGCGAUCUUGGGUGCUGUCGCGUGCCAUGCUGGCACCAGGAAGCUAGGCAGGUUGACAGGGCCAGACGGCGAGACCGCAAUAGCUCGUCCAAUUGCCCUCCCCCGGCUGGGAGUAAACAUGGCGGCCAUUGGUAUCAAGAUGGCUGCCGUGGGCGUGCAGCAGUAUUGACUCGUCGAAUGAGGUUGACAAGCUGAUGGAGCUCAACUUUUCGCGCUUAGUCAUGACAUCACGUGCUCAGCAUGAUGACUACCUACUGCACACCAAGGGCCUGUCGGUCAAUGUGGUCCGAUUGCCGAUGCUUAACUUCAUGUCACAGAAACAUUUCGAGUCCUCGGCGAAACUGGCUUGUGACCAGUUCGAGUAAGUCAGUGCUAGUUUCACCAUCUUUGAGAAUUGAAUUGGUACAAUAGUACUCUUGGAAUUUUAUUCGGCUCAUACAACUAUGGUGUACUGCCACUAUUGAGGAUAUCUUUACCCCAGAAUUACAACAACUACACUCGAAAAGAAGUUGCGGGCCGGCUAUACGACAAACAUAACAUAGCGGCCAGUUAUUUCAGCACACUGCGGAGUAGAUUUACUCCUCGCCCUCAGGGAGCUCCUCCUCGUACUCCUCUUCCUCCUCAUCAAUACCAGCAUCCUGGUACUGCUGGUAUUCAGAGACAAGAUCAUUCAUGUUGGACUCAGCCUCAGUGAACUCCAUCUCGUCCAUACCCUCACCAGUAUACCAAUGCAAGAAAGCCUUGCGUCGGAACAUGGCAGUGAACUGCUCACCAACACGCUUGAAGAGCUCCUGAAUAGAAGUGGAGUUUCCGAUGAAGGUCGAAGACAUCGUAAGUCCUCGGGGAGGGAUGGCACAAAGGGCUGUCUGGAUGUUGUUGGGAAUCCAUUCAACGAAGUAAGAAGAGUUCUUGUUCUGGACGUUGCGCAUCUGAUCCUCGACCUCCUUCAUAGCGACACGGCCACGGCUGUUCAAAGUCAGUAAAUAAUUUCCAUGCGCAAAUCGGGUUCACUCACAAAAUGGCCGAGCAGGUCAGGUAGCGACCAUUGCGGAAGUCCGAAGCAGCCAUCAUGUUCUUGGGGUCGAACAUCUGUUGGGUCAACUCAGGAACGCUGACAGCGCGGAAAGAGUGAGCACCACGGCUGGUCAGAGGAGCAAAUCCAACCAUGAAGAAGUGUAGACGAGGGAAAGGCACCAUGUUGACGGCGAGCUUUCGGAGAUCGGAGUUCAGCUGACCGGGGAAACGGAGACAGGUGGUGACACCGGACAUAACAGCAGAAACGAGGUAGUUGAGGUCACCGUAGGAGGGGUUGGACAGCUUCAGGGUGCGCAUGCAGAUAUCGUAGAGGGCCUCGUUAUCGAUACAGAAGGUCUCAUCGGAGUUCUCGACCAGCUGGUGGACGGAGAGGGUGGCAUUGUAGGGCUCAACGACGGUGUCAGAGACCUUGGGGGAGGGAACGACGGAGAAGGUGGCCAUCAUUCGGUCAGGGAAUUCCUCGCGGAUCUUGGAAAUGAGCAGAGUACCCAUACCGGCACCGGUACCACCACCGAGAGAGUGGGUGAUCUGGAAACCCUGGAGGCAAUCGCAGCCCUCAGCCUCACGGCGGACGACGUCGAGAACCUGGUCGACAAGUUCGGCACCCUCAGUGUAGUGACCCUUGGCCCAGUUGUUUCCAGCACCGGACUGACCGAAAACGAAGUUGUCGGGACGGAAGAGCUGACCGAAGGGACCAGCACGGACGGCGUCCAUGGUACCAGGCUCGAGGUCGACGAGGACGGCUCGGGGAACAUACUUGUUGCCAGAGGCCUAGAUGUGUGAGCGUGUGAACUCUUGACAUUGACUGCUAAUGCAUACCUCGUUGAAGUAAACACUCAUGCGCUCGAGCUGAAGCUCGGAGGUACCAUUGUAGACACCAUUGCUGUCGAGGCCGUGCUCGCCAGAGAUGGUUUGCCAGAAAGCAGCACCAAUUUGGUUACCCUGAUAAACACUGUAAGUAUCCCCCCUCAUGCGACGCUGAGGAAGCGAUGAGCACUUACGCACUGACCGGUCUGGAGGUGAACCUAUCGUAGAGAAAAGAUCUGAUUAGCUUCUUCGUCUUGACAGAAGGUAUGUGAAAGCUGCUAGCUAUCUAUCAUGCAUUGUCGUUGAGCUGCCACCGCCCAGCGGGGUAGAAUCAGGGGCACGACAAACGCAACGCGUGCAACAGCACAGCACGAACUUAAAAAAGAGAGGUACUUACAAUCUCACGCAUGUUGAUGGAUGUGGAUGAAUGUAAUCUGGAGGAGUAGAGAGAAGGAGGAGAGAAAUGGGCCGAAGUCGUCGAGCUGAAGUAGACCUAGCUUUGACGGAGGGAAGAGUGGGUUGGGUUGGGUUGGGUUGGAAAGAGACCAAAGGGCGAUGUUGAUUUUUGUUUGGAGCUGGAGGGCACCUCAGUCAAGAGGGUGAAAUUGUUCACCGCCACGGCUUCAGGGCCCAGCAGGGGGUAAACAAGGGGCAGGGCGGUUCCUUCCAGGCUAUUGGACCAGUAAGCACUCUCAGUUGUUUACCUCUUGGUCCGUGCACGCGUCCAGAAGGGCAAGGCGCCGCCUGAAGGGUCCCGCAGUGGCAGGCACGCCAAUGAAUCCGUACCUGUCACUGCCGAUGGAGAGGAGGAAAUAAGGUAGCAGCCCGCCAGUUUAUCUCCAGAUGCAUAUAAACAACCCAAGGUAGGUAUGUAUGUAUGUGGUAAAUUCUUAUACUACAGCAGAGAUAAAGAAGAAUCUACCUAUAGAAAUCUAGCUUAUAUAGGUGCUUAGGAAGCUCAGUUGCCCUGAAUCGAACGCUUGUUAAAGCUACAACUACGCGCCGUUGAGGUCAGCCACGUUGGCAACCCAGGGUGUGAAGUAGGUAUCGCCAGAUCGCCAAUGGAACUGAUGGAGUGCCAGCAAAACUUGCCCCACUGGUAAAUUGGCGAUUUGACCAUCCGAGAUGAACAUACGGCUUCGGACGAUCAGAAUUAAAAAUGAGGCGAUGACAUAUAGAAAAUACCUACCCACCAGAAGGCUCCAAAUGCACUGAACGCUUUCAAUUUGCAUCAUUUAUUA